AUGACAACGGAUUUUUUAAGAGAAUUUGCUAAUCAUAAGUUAUUUGGAGGUGGUGAUUUAGUAGUCAAGUGUUAUGAAAAAGAAUUAGCAGAAAGUUUGAGAGAGCAAGAUCCAAAAAGCACAGAAUUUACUAAGCAAUUCAAAGAAGCUGAAGAACAUAAUAAAAACUUGGCUAAUGAAGUAAAAUUCCCAGACUAUAAAAAGAAAAUGCACACUGGAGCAGUCUAUCACAGCCAGCUUUUACCAACCAAAGAAAUUACUAGAAUAUUACAAGAACUCUCUGGUUCUUCCACGAUUAGCAUGAGCGGACUUCUGGAUAGCUUUCCCAAUACUUCCUCCGAAGAAAGCCAACAAUCUCAACAACAAGCCCAAAUCCUCCAACCCACUUACGGCACUCCUAGCUCAAGCAAAUAA
Molecule: messenger RNA, 414 nt
Organism: Entrophospora sp. SA101
Lineage: Eukaryota; Fungi; Glomeromycota; Glomeromycetes; Entrophosporales; Entrophosporaceae
Source: the annotation of a GenBank genome assembly